Messenger RNA from Aedes albopictus (Asian tiger mosquito), 1888 nucleotides. RefSeq lists its product as uncharacterized. The record is from RefSeq and is a predicted model, not a curated record. The coding region runs from base 457 to 1725 and encodes 422 amino acids. NCBI's taxonomy places the organism in Eukaryota, Metazoa, Arthropoda, Insecta, Diptera, Culicidae. The transcript is spliced from 3 exons.
CCAUAUAGCCGAGGCGGUAAACGCACGGGUAUUCAGCAUGACCAUGCUGAGGGUGACGGGUUCGAUUCCCGGUCGGUCCAGGAUCGUUUCGUAAAAGAAAUUUCCUUGACUUCCUUGGGCAUAGAGUAUCUUCGUGCCUGCCACACGAUAUACACAUGCAAAAUGGUCAUUGGCAGAGGAAGCUCUCAGUUAAUAACUGUGGAAGUGCUCAUAGAACACUAAGCUGAGAAGCAGGCUUUGUCCCAGGAGGACGUUACGCCAAGAAGAGAGAGAGACCUGUUAAUUGUUGGCGUGGAACAGGUGCAUGAAGAUGGAGUAAAUAUCUUUUCGACGAGCUUGCAGUCAUCUUCCCCGAGUUCCGAACCGCAUGUAAUUAAGAUUCGAACAAAGGAAUCGUUCUCGCAAUGGUCCUUAACUUGCACAUGCAAAGCCGGAAAAGGAAAGUGCAAGCAUCAGAUGGCUGUUUUAUACCAUUUGUUGAAGUGUUCUACAGUUCCGCUGCUAACAGUAACAGAUUUAAAACAAAAAUGGGGCAAGAUUGCAGCUAAAACAGCAACCGAUAUGUACAAAGCAACGCGGUUAAAAGAUCUUUGUUAUAACCGGAAGUUUGAUGAGAACAUGCUGGAUACUUCAAAAACGGAAGACAGUUUGCUCAACGAAUCUACUCUUGAAGAAUCUUACGAUGGUAACAGAACUCCUAAACCCUCAAAGUUUCGGCAAUAUACUGCUACGGAAGAUGAACAAUCGCAAAUUGUGUACCAUUUUGUAUCAUGUUUCCCGAACAGCGCAUUUGGUUACGAAAUGUGUGGUAGACCAUCCAUUCAAGCUGAACCGAUCCGUCACGAAAGUGGAGUGGAGAACUGCUUACUGGAUAUGGAACUUUCAACCAGCAAACUAUCGUUGAAUUCAACAAACUCCAUAAUUUCGUUUGAAGACUUUUCUCCCGAGUCCAUUGUUAGACGAUAUGUUCAAUCUCUUUUCGAAGCUGAAUUUGAUCUCGAGUAUAAAUAUUUCAUUGGUCCUCUAGAAGCGAAUCUUCCAACGUUCUACGAAAUCAAAAUAUGUGUCUCAGCUAAAGAAUCCACAGAUAUUUGCAUGAGAACGAUUCUACAGAACUCUGAAGAGUGGAAAGAUGAGCGCAGUAUGCGUAUAACGGCUUCAAAUGCAUAUUCACUUUUCACGUAUUAUACUACAGAGAUGGAAAAAUCUAAAAACUGGAAGCGAAAAAUCAGUAAACUUAUUUUUCCAGAUGAUUUGAAGACUGUUGCUAUCGAGCAUGGACGGCGAUGUGAGCAAAAAGCAAUCAAAAGCUAUGAAGUCAUGACUGGUACGAAUGUCGAGAGGUGUGGCUUCGUCGUUCCUCCACAAAUUCCGUGGAUUGGUUGUUCACCAGAUGGCAUCAUAAUACAAACACGAAGAAUUAUCGAAAUAAAAUUUCCGUUAGCUGGGAAGACGUGCACCAUCCAGGAAAUUCUCCUAAACCUAUCGUAUUUGACUAAAUCUAACCAGUUGCGAAAGCGUCACAUGUACUAUGCACAGAUCCAAAUUAAUAUGUUUGUUCUGCAGUGCAAUAAGGCAGAUUUCGUCAUAUACUCUGAGUUCGAAGACAAAUGCCACAUUAUCCCUAUUGAUUUUGAUGAAGAUUAUGUGUACGGGCUUUUAAACACUCUGAAAGAAGUAUAUUUUAACGUUUAUUUGAAAUAUUUGUAUACACUGAAGAAUUGAAAUAACAUUUCAAAAGUGGGGUAUUCUUGUAAGCAUGUUUUGAAAAAAUAAAAACGUUAUAACUAAAAAAUCUUAUAUUUCGUUUGAUACUGUUUCCCUUUUUUUUGGUAUACUUUAUUUUCAGCCUUGAAGAUUAGUUUUUGGUGAAUCCCUGACCCCUACC